AUGGAUUCUGAUGCAAGUUCCACAUGCAGCCGAUCUUCUUCCCCUGACCUGGUCGUGGACUCCACUGUGGGUGGCUUUUUCUCCAACAAGAUGUUCCAGGCAUAUUGUGGAGACCGGGAACCAGGACAACCCACAGAAAAGGGUUCUGGACGGACGCAGAGCUCUGGACCCGGCGGAAAGAGCCGAGCAGAAGCAGACCUCUCCAAAGACGACCAGCAGGACUUGCGAUUGAAAGUCAACAGCCGUGAACGCAAACGCAUGCAUGACUUAAACCAGGCUAUGGACGGACUUCGAGAAGUGAUGCCGUAUGCACAGGGCCCAUCUGUACGCAAGCUGUCCAAAAUCUCCACCCUCCUCCUCGCUCGAAACUACAUCCUCAUGCUGUCCAGCUCUCUGGAGGAGAUGAAGAAGCUAGUUGGAGAUGUGUAUGGAGCAAACGCUCAGAAUCACUCAGCUAGACGAAUUUUACCUCCAACCCCAGCUGCUCCGGCCCCCCAGUUGUCCCUGCUCUCACUGGCCCCAUCCCUGCACUCUCUGGUGGGCAGCACCUCAGCUGUGACGGCCGCCCCGCUCCAGCACACCACCACAGCUCAAGCCCCGCACUCGCCACCCUCGGCUGGUUAUCUGGGCUUCCAUGCACCACCUCUUCACACCCUUCUGAAGGACCCUCUACACCUUUCAAGCAGCUAUAGGCAUUUUCCCGGCAUGCCCUGCCCAUGUUCCCUCUGCCAGCUGCUCCCUGCUUCCACAGCCAGCCUGCACAGCCUCUCCAUGGGGAAGUGA
Molecule: messenger RNA, 783 nt
Organism: Xyrauchen texanus (razorback sucker)
Lineage: Eukaryota; Metazoa; Chordata; Actinopteri; Cypriniformes; Catostomidae
Gene: olig4
Product: oligodendrocyte transcription factor 4
Exons: 1
Coding region: 1-783 (260 amino acids)
Molecular function (GO): protein dimerization activity
Source: RefSeq, a predicted model, not a curated record